GGUGUCAAGGCAAUUAAAACUGUCAGAUGACGCAAAAGUGUUUUGGUUUUUUGAAUAGGUACAAAUAAACUUUAGCUUUUAUGUUAAAAUAAACAAUAACGAAAAAAAUAUCACAGCACUGCCAAAGUCGCAUAUUACGAAUUCACUUCAUAAAAUCAACACAAACCUUUCGGACGAGAAAAUGAAGACUUCGAUUGAAAUAGAUUCAUUGCGGACGGAACAUGAGUCGGACGAGCAGUGGGAGGUCCGCAGGAACUUCAUGAUGGAACACAAAGACAAUUUUGAAGAAGAAGAAUUAAUCACUUUGGCUCAGCUCUUCACCAAUAUAGAGUUUUUAGGAUGCAGAUAUCCCCCGCAAACCAUGAAGAGAAUAGCCCAAUUGGCGGAGAAAGUGUCCGCCAAGUACCGGGAGAGUCGCAAGAACAAACUAAAGAGAACAUUUGUCGAGGCCAGCGACGCCGCUGAACAGAAAGCCAAGAGGACAUUCAAAUAAAUUAUAUUAUUGUAAAUGGUUUUGUUAAACAUGUCACACAUUAUUUAACAAAUUUUGUAAACAAUAAUCAGGUGGAAACAUCAACGUAACGAGUGUGUUAUUGCUAACACUGGUGUCAGAUUUUAUUCAUGUCGCCUAAAUGCAUCUGACGUGACUUUUACGACUACUUACUGCGAUCUAGUGGCAGGUAGUCGCAUACACACUAGGGAACUAAACUGUCAACCAGUGUGCAGGUUCAAGAUGUUUUCCUUCACUGGAAGCAACUGGUCUAUGAAAACUACUAUGUAUGAGUCAGAUUGGUAUACAAACUCAUAUGGCACGAGUAGGAUACGAACCAGAGACCUUUCGAUCCACAAGCGUCUUAACCAUUACACCGCCACCGCUAUAAAUGAAAAUACUUAAGUCAACAUAAGAUAUAAGAGGUGAAUUAAUUCUACUGAAAUGUCAUAUCUCGAUAGCUCAGACCUGUACGGGAUAGACAGGGGCGUGGGUUAAUAUUAUAUUUCUGAAUCGAUUCCAGAUUACUGUUCUUACUGCUAGUUUACUAAAAAAGUAUUUUUUUCAACUGCUAUAAAUUAAAAGUUAUAAAUGAAAACAACACACACCACGGACAAACCAAUUUCUGUAGUGUUCUUUCAAAUUCAAAUCAUUUAUUCAGAAAUUAAACCUUCACAGGCACUUUUUCUCGUCAAUCUUUAUAUUUAUAGUUAUUUCUCACAAGCUACAAACUACUGGCAUUUCGGAACGACCACUGCUGAGAAGAAAUGCCGGAAGAAACUCAUUUGAACAGUGUUGGUCCCUAUCAUGCCAGAUCGGCUCACCAUUAUUGUUUCUUACAAUGUUUUUUUUUUCUUUCUAAUAAUAUAUAAAAGUACAUAAUGUACAUAGUCAAAAGGUAUAUCACAACAGGUUAUGAUUGUGAUCAGAGUGCUGAUUAUAAUAUAUAUAUAUAUAUAUAUAUCUUUGCAUGACAUCUAAGUAAUUCCAUACAGGCCUUAAUGUAUAACGUUGCGCGAUUGUUGUAUGGUAUUGUAAUGCAAGCAAUAAGCAACCAGAAGAUGUCCCCUAGUCGUAAUGCACCUCACUAUUAUAGGAUCAACAAUAAAGACUUCUUUAUUUCACGUCACGUCAGAUGCCUUUAGGCGAUUUUAAUAAAAUCUGACUCAAGUUUCAGCAAUAACACACUUGAUAAGAUUUUUGUAUAGUAUAAAUUAUGAAGAACUAACUUUUGUCCGCGGCUUCGCCUUCGUGAUUUUUCCGGUAUGAAAGGUACCCUAUGUCCUUCUCCAUACUACAAACUACAUUAUGUAUGCAAAAUUUCAAGAAGAUUGGUUGAAGCGUGAAGAGGUAACAAACAAACAAAAUUACUUUCGUAUUUUAAUAUUAUUACUUAGGAUUAGGAUAAAUAAAUAGAUAAAUGUGACUGUGAUUUGGAGAAAAAUAAAAUAAUUAAUUGUAUAAAAAUCUUUUAUUAAAAUCGUAAACACUGCCGAUUAACGUUGAUCAUAAAAACAGUUUCGUAUAUCAGUACAAUUACAGACAUGUUAAAGCUCGUUCGCACGGGCGUGUUAAAUCCUUCCGGCUAUUUUUUAUUUAUUUAACUUAAUUGAACGGGUGGAUCUGCCAAAGUUUCGACCGCUGUCCUUAUUAUCCGUUAAUUUUCUUAAGGAAGAAGCAAUCAUUCAUAGAAUUGACAUUGAUCACAGUACAGAUUAAUGAUUUUAAACUAAAAUAGUAAAACUGAUUCUUGUCUUUGUCAAAAUUUGAAAAAUAACAACGACGCGCGGCCGCAGCGCUGAAACGCUCGGAGAUCCACCAUACCAAUAUGGUACAAAGAGCUUUUAUUAAUGCUAAAAGCUUUCUUUACCAGUCAACCUUCGGGAAAAACUGAAAGAUCAUUUAUAGACAUUUAUAGUAAGCAUGAAAUAUGAAUAGCUGCGCCCCGGGGCUCUCUCCCGUGGGAAUUUCGGGAUAAAAGUACCCUAUGUAUUAUUCCAGGUUAUAUUCUAUCCGUGUACCAAAUUUCAUAAAAGUCUGUCCAGUAGAUUUUUCGUGAAAGAGUAACAAACAUACACGUACAUCCUUAGAAACUUUCGCAUUUAUAUUCCCACGGGAGCAAAGCCCCAGGGCGCAGCUAGUAAGUUAAUAAAAUACAUCUUUAUCUCUUUUAAAAUAUAGACAUUCAAUCUAUCCUCGCAACUCAUAUCGCAUAAGGCACUUUUAUACACCCGUUGACAAAACGCUCGUGCGAACGAAACCUUAAGCUAAACAAUUUCUGGGUAAAUUUCACGAGCGUUUGAACGCGGCGUGUAGCGCUUCAUUAGUGUCCCACAGUUUUUUUUUU
This is a messenger RNA of Plodia interpunctella (Indianmeal moth), 2837 nucleotides long. Its product is annotated as partner of xrn-2 protein 1-like. Bases 182 to 493 code for a protein of 103 amino acids. NCBI's taxonomy places the organism in Eukaryota, Metazoa, Arthropoda, Insecta, Lepidoptera, Pyralidae. The transcript is spliced from 3 exons. The record is from RefSeq and is a predicted model, not a curated record.